CCCGCUCCCGGCUCCCACCUCCUCGGCGCCCGCGCUGUAGGAAGGAGCUGCGGGCUCCAGCCCCUCUGGUCAAGCGCGCCGCUCGGCACCAUGCCCCGCAUAGAUGCGGACCUCAAGCUGGACUUCAAGGAUGUCCUUCUCCGACCCAAGCGAAGCAGCCUCAAGAGCCGAGCCGAGGUGGAUCUCGAGCGAACCUUCACAUUUCGAAACUCGAAGCAGACCUACUCAGGGAUUCCCAUCAUUGUGGCCAACAUGGACACCGUGGGGACAUUUGAGAUGGCGGUGGUGAUGUCACAGCACUCCAUGUUUACAGCAAUUCACAAGCAUUACACCCUGGAUGACUGGAAGCUCUUUGCCGCUAAUCACCCAGAAUGCCUGCAGCAUGUUGCCGUGAGUUCCGGCAGUGGGAAGAAUGAUCUGGAAAAGAUGAGCAGCAUCCUGGAAGCUGUGCCGCAGGUGAAGUUUAUUUGCCUGGAUGUGGCCAAUGGGUACUCGGAGCAUUUUGUGGAAUUCGUGAAGCUUGUCCGUGCCAAAUUUCCGGAACACACCAUCAUGGCAGGGAAUGUGGUGACGGGAGAGAUGGUGGAAGAGCUUAUUCUUUCUGGAGCAGAUAUAAUCAAAGUGGGAGUCGGACCAGGUUCCGUGUGUACCACCCGCACCAAGACCGGGGUGGGCUACCCCCAGCUGAGCGCCGUGAUCGAGUGCGCAGACUCAGCCCAUGGCCUGAAGGGGCACAUUAUCUCCGACGGAGGCUGUACGUGUCCAGGAGAUGUCGCCAAAGCCUUUGGAGCCGGAGCCGAUUUUGUCAUGCUGGGAGGGAUGUUUUCAGGCCACACGGAGUGCGCCGGAGAGGUGAUCGAGAGGAACGGGCAGAAGCUCAAGCUCUUCUACGGGAUGAGCUCGGAGACCGCGAUGAAGAAACACUCAGGAGGGGUCGCCGAGUACAGAGCCUCCGAGGGCAAGACCGUGGAAGUACCUUACAAAGGGGACGUGGAGAACACGAUUCUGGAUAUUCUCGGGGGACUGAGGUCUACCUGCACCUACGUAGGAGCCGCCAAACUCAAAGAGCUCAGCCGGAGGGCGACCUUCAUCCGGGUGACGCAGCAGCACAACACCGUGUUCAGCUAACCUCGGGCACAAGGCGGCCUCGGGCGGGUGGGAGCGUCCCCGUCCACGCCUGCUUUCCCACCUCCCGCCUCCGGUGCCGGCAGAGGUUCCCGCUCAUCCUCAUGGCUGAAGGCCACCCCCUUCGCUCCUGUCACCUGGAGGCUGCGGGGCUCCCCUGGGUCCAGGGGCCCAGAAGCAGGGCCCUCACUGGAUCCGUGGUCAGAGCUCAGCUGCCCGGGAUCCCGAACCUCAUUGUUAAAACUAACCCUUGGCACCGUUUUUUUUUCUUUCUUCCUUUUUCUUCUUUUUUUUUUUUUUUUUUUAAAGAAAACAGUUUCACUUGAAUAUAAUGCUAUUAAGACUUG
Phacochoerus africanus (Common warthog) is the source of this 1472-nucleotide messenger RNA. RefSeq names its product guanosine monophosphate reductase (gene GMPR). The transcript is spliced from 9 exons. Lineage: Eukaryota; Metazoa; Chordata; Mammalia; Artiodactyla; Suidae. Gene Ontology annotation, biological process: nucleotide metabolic process. The record is from RefSeq and is a predicted model, not a curated record. Gene Ontology annotation, cellular component: GMP reductase complex. Gene Ontology annotation, molecular function: GMP reductase activity. The coding region runs from base 91 to 1128 and encodes 345 amino acids.